GGUCCAGACUGGAGGGAGGGGGAAAGGUUGGGGGGAGGGGUUUGGGAAGAAGCUGGAAGGGCAAAGGUCUGCGGCUGAACCCGGACAGCUCGGAUGGAAAAAUAAAAGCGGCGGAAAAAGUUUCAGAAAUGGCUGAACAUACUAAUGAGAUCACUGAUCUGCAUUUGACAACGAGGUGGUGAAUUGGUGGCCAGAAUGUUGCAUUGUUUGACCUGAGACAAUGGGUGUCAAUGCAUCUAACUACCCUCACUCUUUCUCCCAGAGGGUAGGAGGAAACUCACAAGCUCAACAAACAUUUAUAGGAACAUCAUCCUAUUUACAUCAAGGAUAUGGAUGUGAAUCAAAAUUAUAUACCCUUGAACACAGCCAUGAGAAACCACAAGACAAAAAGAAAAAGAGUUCUGGUCUUGCAACUCUGAAGAAGAGAUUUAUAAAAAGACGUAAAUCUCAUCGGUCUGCUGAUCAUGCUAAGCAGAUGCGUGAGCUCCUUUCUGGAUGGGAUGUAAGGGAUGUAAAUGCAUUAGUGGAAGAAUAUGAAGGCACUGCAGCUUUGAAGGAACUUUCAUUGCAGGGUAAUUUGGCACGACCGGAUGCACGGACUUUGCAAAGAGAUUUGGCGGAUCUUUAUGAAUACAAGUACUGCACUGAUGUUGAUUUAAUAUUCCAAGACACUUGUUUUCCUGUACAUCGUGCUAUUCUGGCAGCAAGAUGUCCCUUUUUUAAAACUUUGCUUUCAUCCUCGCCUGAAUAUGGUGCUGAGAUUAUGAUGGACAUAAACACAGCUGGCAUAGACUUGCCUAUGUUUUCAGCAUUGUUACACUAUUUAUAUACUGGAGAAUUUGGCAUAGAGGAUUCCAGGUUCCAAAAUGUAGAAAUCCUGGUACAACUUACUGAAGAAUUUGGAACCCCAAAUUCACUGGAUGUUGAUAUGCGAGAACUUUUUGACAAUAUGUGCUACUAUGAUGCUGUUCUGAACUUCUCAUCUGAUUCUGAAUUAGUGGAAGCUUUUGGAGGAACAGCAAAUUGUUUAGAUGAAGAACUCUGUGGGCAUAAGGCUGUCCUAUCUGCACGUUCUCCGUUUUUUAGAAAUCUCCUCCAAAGACGAAUAAGAACUGGUGAAGAAAUUACCGAUCGGACUCUGCAGACUCCAACUAGAAUCGUGCUAGAUGAAUCCAUCAUUCCAAAGAAAUAUGCAAAAGUAAUUUUACAUUGUAUGUAUACAGAUCUUGUGGAUUUGUCUCUGGUACUACAUUGUAAUCCAUCUGUAGGGAGCCUGAGUGAGGUCCAAGCGAUGGUUGCAGGAAAAAGUAGCAUGUCAAGAGCUGAAGAAGCAAUGGAACUUUACCACAUAGCACUUUUUCUCGAGUUCAACAUGCUUGCUCAAGGUUGUGAAGAUAUUGUGAUGGAGAGCAUCUCCUUGGACACCUUGAUUUCUAUACUGAAAUGGAGUUCACAGCCUUAUGGAUCUAAAUGGGUUUAUCGCCAGGCACUUAACUUCCUAUGUGAGGAGUUCACCUCUGUUAUGGUUUCAGAUGUGUUCUUUGAACUGAGCAAGGACCAUUUGCCUUCUGUCCUUCAGUCAGACUAUUUACAGGCUAGUGAACAAGACAUCCUAAAGUACCUGAGUAAGUGGGGAGAGCACCAACUGAUCAAACAAAUGGCAGAAAGAGAGCCAAAUCUGUUGAGUGGAACUGCGCACAGUGUAAACAAGAGAGGUGUAAAGAGGCGUGAUCUUGACCUAGAGGAACUGAAAGAGAUCUUGUCCCCGUUGCUGUCUUAUGUUCGCAUAGAUCAUAUCCUGCCCCAAAACAGCGAAGUUCUUAAUGAUGCUAUAAAGAGAGGACUGAUUAGCACGCCACCAUCCGAUAUGCUGCCGACAGCAGAAAGUGGAAAAUCUCAUGCUUGGAUACGUCAGAAGAAUGCUGGAAUAUAUGUGAAGCCUCGUUUAUUUGCACCAUAUGUAGAGGAGGCAAAGGCUGUUUUGGAUGAAAUGAUGGUUGAACAAACAGAUCUUGUGCGACUGCGCAUGGUUCGCAUGUCGAAUGUACCAGACACACUCUACAUGGUGAACAGUGCCGUACCACAAUGUUGUCAUUUAAUCAGCCACCAGCCAAUAGGUACACCAUCCAAUCCUCCUACGAUCAUUGCCAAUGAAAUACCUGUCCCUCCAUUGAAUAUGGUGAAAGAUAUGAUCAGGCGUCUGCAGGAACUUAGACACACUGAUCAGGUCCAGCGUGCAUACGCAUUGAAUUGUGGAGAAGGAGCAACUGUUAGCUACGAAAUUCAGAUUCGAGUGUUGAGGGAAUUUAACCUCCCCGAUGCUGCUGUUGAGCUGCUUCAGAAUCCUCAUAAAUUCUUUCCUCAUGAACGAUUUGGUGAUGAGAGUCCACUGCUGGGUCUUCGUCAGCACAACCACUGUAGAAUAAAUAGCUCACCAUCUGCAGAAUACAGUGAUAUUGAACCUUGUGCUGCAUUCCAUCCAACUUUACCACCACCAUAUCAGCCUCCUGCACCCCCACCUCAUGAGAAACACAAGGUAGAUUGGAGGCAAAGGCUGCCAGGCCAAUUGUCAUCCCGCUCCUUGUCAUAUCCUUGUAACCGUUCUAUGCUAUAUCCAAUGAUAGCUUCCAGGCCUGUUUAUUCAUCUGGUGGCAAAGUAAUGCCUCCUGAUUGCACCAACUCUUCUGGACUGGUUCGGAUAGCUCCAGAGCUGACAAAUACUGAAGGUACUUUAAAUGAACUAAUGCCAGACAUUGCGAUGGGUGUGACAUCCUUGAGUAAUCUAUCACUGAAGGAUAGAAGGUUUCCAGAACGGAGUCUGAAUGCCGAAAUAAACCAAAUGGCUUCAGAUUCUGCAUCAUUUCCACGUCCUGCUCCAUAUAUACACAAUAGGCAUACACACAGUACGAGGAGGAAACCUGACCUGAAAGUGGAGUAUCCAGAUCUGUAUGACUUCUCUUCCAGCACAGCUUACCGAUCAUACACUCCAGGAACCAGCAGACGUACGCCAGCUUAUGCACAAGGAACAUUUUUGGGUCCAGACUUGUACAGUCACAAUAGGCCAGUAGCAGCAAGUUUCAAAAUGACCUCACUUUGCAGUGAAACCUCGAGUAAACCAGAAGAACCACGGAGAGAAUACUUGCUGCCUCCCGAAGUUCAUCAACCCCGACCCAGUGACCCGCCAUACUUUGAUUUCUUAGAGCAGCCUCCACACAGGUUGGACUUGGCACUUUUACAGGAGUCUAGUGGAGGGUCUCUGCAUACUAGAAGUAGGGGUUUAAUGGAGACAGAUCUAACCUAUGGCCUAACGGCAAGUCGAGCUUUGCGUGUGCCUUGUAGUUCUGAGAAUCAUGAGGCCACCUACAACAGAAGGUCAUCUGAUGAUGGCAUGCUGGAGCCAGGAGUCAGUGUCCAGCCGCACAGAAACAUUCAGAAUAGGGAAGAUACAUUAAGCCGAGAAAGGAGAUCACCAAGCAGACCUGAUCUUCCAUACAAAAAAUCUGCUCUUUAGUGAUGACUGCAUUAUUAACUUGGCUUUCAUAAUGUUUUGUAUAUAUAACAUUUCUACCUUGCUCUGAACUAUUUCUAGAUGGUUUUCUAUGACUUUUGUGAUAUCUUGAAGACCAUGUCUUGCACCAGUAUUUUCAUGCUUUCUAAUGUUUAAAUAGUCUGCUUAAUCGAGUUUACCAUUUUGAGAAAAAAAUGCUUGAUCUGUUACCUCCUUUUUACAGGUUUGUUUAAAAAUGUGGAUGUACUUUGUGUGUUGAAUUAAGGCUGUGUGAUAUUUAAUGGUGAGCUGUAUGUCUGAAAAGUAUUCUGACACCAAUUGAUGUAUUUUCUCAUUUUUGAGAAAGUUUAGUCUUAUUUAGAAUGGAUGGUAUUCUUUUGAAGUAUAUUCUAGGCAUUGGAAUACACUUACAAGAGAAGAUUAUCUGUAUUCCACUGGCCCACUGCCUGUAUUGAGAGCACAGAUCCUAGUCAAUCUGAAUCUGUAGUCUUAAUCUUGAGACAAUCAGAUUGCUGUGACAAUCGGUUUAUAAGAUUAAUGUUUUAAUAUAUGGAGAGAAGCUGAAUCCCAAAGGCAGAAAUCCUAGCAACACAGUAGCUAGAGUUCCAUCCAAAACUGCUGCCAUAUCUUUUGCCUUGUGUUGAUCUGUGGCAGGUUAUGUGAAACCUCUUUGGCCUUUCUCCUCAUUUGAUUAGGCAGCUGCUUCUCAAAUUUUUGAAUGAUAUGUUGGUCUCAUUAAAUUGUGUACUUUGAAGUAUUGGAAUCAAUCAACUAUUGAAGUGAAUAGCUAGAAUUUGAGGUCUGUUAUAUUUUAAAUUUACAUUUCCCCUUGCUGCAACCAGGUAGAUUUUGCAUAUUGCACAUAUUUGGGCUGUAUUACUCCCUUGUUGAGGGACUUUUCUGUUGUCCAGCAUGUGAUGAACUUCAGGCUCAAUUCCCAGGUGAGUCAAAUCCAAUGCUUUUCUCAGUUUUCAAAGACUUGUAUCGUCUGUUUGAAGGGGAAAUCGUGUUACACUAAUCCUAGAUAGAAGGUGAAAGUAUGUAGGGAGUUGGGUUUUUUAGUUUAGUUGUAGCUAAUAUAUGGAUUUAAAGAAAAAUUGCAGACAGAAACUUUUAAGUAGCUAAUAAGCUGCAACAAGCUCCGUAGAACUAGUGUUUUAGUUGUAAUCCGUCGUGGUAUUUUUAAAAUAUUAUUUGUAGUAUAAAACUGGAUUGACAGUUGUGCACAGAUGUUUACUUUUAUUUUUGUUUUUCCUGUUGUGUUUUUUGCAUGAUCAGAAUUAGAAGUAAAAUGGGAAGAGACAGGAUAGUGUGAAUGAUUAACUGACUGCCAGUUUACAGUGCAAAGCAUGGGUAACAGAACUGAUCUCUUCACUGCUACUAUGCAAUCUAAUCAUCUGUCGCUAGUGGUAUUACAAUCAAAAUGAUCUGUUAAGAUGUAAAACUUGAGAGCUGCAAUAUAAUCAUGAAGGUUUGUUCCUGAUGAGCAACUUUUUAAGUGAAUUUCAGCUGUUGUAGAACUCCCUGCUCUGAGUUAUUAGCUUGUGAGAUUUGCUUUGCAAAGACUUGAGUAUAAAAUUGAGGGGCUCAGGCUAAGAUAUUUAUUAAACAGAGGCCUUGCUUGCUUGCUUUUUCUCAGGUGGAGAUAAAAGAUCCUAAGGCACUAUUUUGAAGAGCAGCAGGGAAAUUCUCCUGAACAUCCUGACCAAUAGUUACUCCCUAACCAACAUCUCAGAAUAGAUUCUUUAGAUAAUAUUGCAUUAUUCCUUUGUGGAGCCUAGCUGAAUACAAAUUGACCGCUGCAAUUCUGACAUUACACCAAGACUACACUUCAAAAGUACUUCAUUAGCUUAGGGAUGUCCUGAGGUUAUGAAAGGCACAACAGAAUUUUAUUUUUGUUACCCCUGGUGCAUGGAGAUAUUGCUUUCAGGGAAGUGGGGUGGGGGAGAAAAACAUUCUUGUCUAUCUCAAAUUACACCUAGGCAGGUGUAUUGUUUCCAGAUGUACCUUUAGUUUUAAAUAAGAUUUUACUGGAUUAAGCAAAUGCUUGAAAAUUAGUUUUGCUCAAACUGUUUUUAAAAGAAUUUGUUGCUUCUGCUCAGCAAUUUUUCAAGUGUUUCUUCAAAAUUGUAAAAAUGUAAUAUGCCUGGAAUCUGUCUCAUCGUUAAAUGUAGAAUAAUCUAACUGUCCCAGUAUACAGAACAGUAUCUCAAAGCUGCCUGAACUGCUGCUACAUUUUUAUAUUGUUCUAAUGAGCUGUGUAUCUUAUUUUGCUUUCCCUACCAACCACCAAAUGCAUGCUCUUAAAAUGCUGUGGUUUAUCAAUUUAACAUAGGUUGAAUGUUAGACCUGUACAAAAUCUUGGAAUCUCUUUAAAGAUGAAGUUUUGGUGUUUCAUAGCAAAAGAUUUUUAAAACCUUGCAUUUAGUGUUAAUCUUUUCAAUGAUUUGUUUUGGAUUCUUCUGAUCGAAGCUGUUACUGGGAUACAAUGAAGUGCCUUCUAUACUAAAGGCUCAAGUAUCAGUAAUGUUGAUCAAAUGUCCUAUGCAAGUGUUUUCUACAAACUGCAUAACCAUCUUUGUAGGUUCUCCUAUGCUUCAAUGUAUAUAUUGUUUUUAAAGAGACUAUUUUUAUUUGAGCAUCUUAGCAAGAUUAUUAUUGCUUAAUAAGAUGCAUCUCCCUAUCAAGUAUCAUGGUAGUUGUACAGAAUCUGAUCUAUUUUUCUACUAUUCGGGGUGAGAGAAAAGCAUGUAACAAAUUCAACAUUGCCAUAAGUGGUGUUUCAAAUAAAUGGUCUA
This is a messenger RNA of Stegostoma tigrinum, 6306 nucleotides long. It is a transcript of the gene btbd7, whose product is annotated as BTB (POZ) domain containing 7. Gene Ontology annotation, molecular function: protein binding. Bases 221 to 3511 code for a protein of 1096 amino acids. Lineage: Eukaryota; Metazoa; Chordata; Chondrichthyes; Orectolobiformes; Stegostomatidae. The transcript is spliced from 11 exons. The record is from RefSeq and is a predicted model, not a curated record. Gene Ontology annotation, biological process: morphogenesis of a branching epithelium.